Molecule: messenger RNA, 1898 nt
Organism: Melanotaenia boesemani (Boeseman's rainbowfish)
Lineage: Eukaryota; Metazoa; Chordata; Actinopteri; Atheriniformes; Melanotaeniidae
Gene: snap29
Product: synaptosome associated protein 29
Exons: 6
Coding region: 107-892 (261 amino acids)
Biological process (GO): synaptic vesicle fusion to presynaptic active zone membrane; synaptic vesicle priming; exocytosis
Cellular component (GO): plasma membrane; SNARE complex
Molecular function (GO): syntaxin binding; SNAP receptor activity
Source: RefSeq, a predicted model, not a curated record
GAGUAUGUAUUGGGAGGACGCAGCAACGUCACCAGACGUUACAGGAAGUGCUGAGUAUCAGUCAGCUGAUCAGUGACAACAACGUUUGCUUCAGCCGCGGUCAAAGAUGGCCUACCCCACAUCCAAAAACCCAUUUGCAGAUGACGAUGAUGAUCAGGAAGAUGUUAAGCCAAAAAACAGGGAAUUUGAUGAUGACCCAAAUGACAUUGGAAUGACUGAUGCAGAGAGGAGGCAGAGGUAUCUUCAACAAGAAGUGAUGCGCACAGCACAGUCUGCUAUCGACAGCAGUCACCGGUCCCUCGGCUACAUCUAUCAAUCAGAAAAGAUGGGUGUAGAAACUGCAGAGGAGCUUAUGCGACAGGGUGAAGCUCUGAGGAGGACAGACAAAAUGUUAGACAACAUGGAUCAAGACCUGAAGACCAGUCAGAAGCAUAUUAACAGUAUCAAGAGUGUGUGGGGUGGACUUGUCAAUUACUUCAAGGGCAAACCAGAAACAAAGCAACCACCUGAGCAGCCGAAAGCCUAUCAGGCCAAUGAAAGAUUACAGAGUGCCAUGUCCAACAGCAGAGACUAUGAAGAUAAGUACCAAGCUAGCCACCCCAACCUAAGAAAACUGGACACAGCUGGUUUUGGUGCUACCGCUUCAAUGGAUGACAGCUCACCUAGACAGAAUGGAUAUUCUCAAAACAGACACCUGAGGGAGGCCCAUCAGACCCUUGACAACAACCUGGAUGAGAUGUCUGAUGGCUUAAGAAGACUGAAGAACCUUGGACUUGGUCUCCAGUCUGAAAUUGAAGACCAAGAUGACUCUAUUGAUUCUCUGCUGAAUAAAGUGGACAAGAUGGACCUGAAGAUCCACAAGACAAACCAGCAGAUAAAAAAUCUCAAAUAAGACUCACACUUGGAUUUGUCUGACGUUAGACAACCACUGCUACAGGUCAAACUUACACUUGACUCUUUAUCCUGGCCUUUGUUGAGUUAAGUAUGUCUUCUUUUGUUUUGUUUACAUUCAUCCACCAAGAUAUAAGUUUUUUUCUUUCUUUAACUAGUUGAAUGAAAUGGAGAGUCUUUGGCGAUGUAGGCAUUUUUUUUUUCUGAUAUGUAGAAUUUCACUACAUUUCUGGAUGAAUGUAGAGCUUUGUUUUUUGUUAUAUUUCUUUUUUUUCUUAUUUUUUGGCAAUUAGUUUUUAAUUAAUCAUCACAGAAUGCUAUGGCUUUGAUUUUGGCAACUAUAGCUUCUUGCCACCUGAGCAAGUGGAUGAAUUGUUUAAUAAUUAAGAGGAGAAAGUGGGCAAAACCAGAAUAUUUUUGUGCUUUUGAUUUGGUAUUUGAAUGAGCCACAUGUCAGAUCCUACUGUGAUGCCUGAACACCUUUCACUACAAAUGUAUAAAAAAAAAGCAAGCAGCAAACCUAGCUCAAGUCACGUUUGCCUUAAAUGUGUUAUGUAUGUACAGUAGAAAAGCUUCUGGAUGUAUGCCAUGAUUCUGUCUCCACUGGUGCUUCUCAACAUGAGUUUUUCCAUUUUGUUUGAAAAGUGCUUUUUUUUUUCUGUCAAUAUGUUCUUCUGCUUUUCCGGCAUUUCAAACUUGAUGUUUUUUUAUGAUGUUUUAUUCAGUACUGCAGAACAAGACUUGGAAUUAAUUAAUGUCAACAUGCUUAGUGGUGGUGUGUGUAUAAAAAAUCCAGAAUUGAAGGAAUAUUCCCACUAUUACAAACAAAAUGUCCAAUAUCUUCAGUAGGUUACAGUCACAGUUUUUUGAGAAAGAAAUUACAUGGUUAUCUAUGAAGUUAAAAAAAUAAGUGAAUUUUCAUGGUUAAUGUUUUUUUUUUUUUGGCCAUGUAAUAUAUGUAUUGUAAUCAACUCCACUGAUCCAAUAAUAAAUCAUUUAUUAGGGGA